This is a messenger RNA of Gongylonema pulchrum, 225 nucleotides long. NCBI's taxonomy places the organism in Eukaryota, Metazoa, Nematoda, Chromadorea, Rhabditida, Gongylonematidae. The record is from the annotation of a GenBank genome assembly.
AUGCAGUGUACAAAAAGAGCUCUUGGAUGCCUGUAUGGGCAAGUGAUUGGCGAUUCUCUUGGAGCACGUUAUGAAUUUGAAAGAGCGCACAUCGUGCAGCAGAAAAUACAGGCGGAUCGCAAAUAUGUUGGUGCCGACGAUCAUCCGUUUUUGCCAAUUCUCGGUGGAGGACCAUUCUCCCGAGAAGCAGGCCAGGUUGCUUUAAAAUAUUUAUUUCAAUUGUAA